Passer montanus (Eurasian tree sparrow) is the source of this 3154-nucleotide messenger RNA. It is a transcript of the gene GRTP1, whose product is annotated as growth hormone regulated TBC protein 1. The record is from RefSeq and is a predicted model, not a curated record. NCBI's taxonomy places the organism in Eukaryota, Metazoa, Chordata, Aves, Passeriformes, Passeridae. Bases 112 to 1131 code for a protein of 339 amino acids. The transcript is spliced from 8 exons.
CAGGGCGGCAGAGAGUUGAACUGGGGAGCCGGAGCUCGGCGCGGGGCCGCGGCCGCGGCGCUGCUCGGCCUGGGGAGCGCCCGCCCGCGCCGGGCGCCAGCGGGGCGGCCGAUGGCGAGGCGAGAGGACGGGCGGGACUGGGCGUACAGGGUUGAUCCAUAUGGGUUUGAAAGGCCAGAAGACUUUGAUUAUGCAUCCUAUGAAGCAUUCUUUUCCAGAUACCUAGUGGUACUCACUAGAAGAGCAAUAAAAUGGUCCAAGCUCCUAAAGGGGAAUAACAGUAUACAGAAGAGUUUAAAAGUAAAGAGAUAUAUCAGGAAAGGCAUCCCCAAUGAACACCGUGCAUUGGUCUGGAUGAUUGUGAGUGGGGCCCAAACCAACAUGGAACAAAACCCUGGGUAUUACCACAGACUGCUUGAAGGAGAGAAGAAUGCCAAGCUGCUUGAAGCAAUCAAAACAGACAUGAACAGAACAUUUCCAGAUAAUGUAAAAUUCCGCAAAACUGCUGAUCCAUGUUUGCAACACGCACUCUACAAUGUAUUGGUAGCAUAUGGGCACCAUAAUAAAGCAGUAGGAUAUUGUCAGGGCAUGAACUUCAUUGCUGGAUACCUGAUUCUUAUUACAAAGAAUGAAGAGGAGUCUUUUUGGUUGCUAGAUGCUCUUAUUGGAAGAAUAUUGCCUGAUUAUUACAGUCCUGCAAUGUUGGGCCUGAAAACUGAUCAGGAAGUCCUUGGAGAGCUUGUGAAAAUGAAAGUUCCAGCUGUGGCAGAGCUGAUGGAAAGACAUGGAGUCAUGUGGACCCUAGUGGUGUCACGCUGGUUUAUAUGUCUGUUCAUUGACAUUCUUCCAGUGGAGACUGUGCUCCGAAUAUGGGAUUGUUUAUUCUAUGAAGGGUCAAAGAUCAUCUUCCGUGUGGCCUUAACAUUGAUUAAGCAAAACCAAGCUUUUAUUUUGGAAGCCACGAAUUUCCCUGACAUUUGUGAUAAAUUUAAGCAGAUCACCAAAGGAACAUUUGUAACAGAGUGUCACAGCUUCAUGCAGAAAAUAUUCACUGAUCCUGGAAGCUUAUCCAUGGCAACAAUCAACAAACUCCGAGAGACUUGCAGGGAGAAGGUGCUUUCUCAGGGAUAACAUGCCAGAUGUAACCAGGUGGUCAGAUACUACAGCAAUUGACACAUUCCUCUAUUUGCACUGAUUAAAGCACACUUUAAGCUUUCCAUGAAUUAAUUGACACUUGACCAAUUUUUCCUGCCUUUCAAGUAAGUGUGUUAACACUUUGUACUGUAUGUCAGAUUUGAUAACUGGAACUGGUGGUUCUGUUACUGUUUGUUGGUGGUGUGUUGUUUUUAUUUUUUAAGGAUUAAGGUAUCUUCAGACUAGAAUGUGAUCAAUGUCAGGACCCUCCUUUUAAAUAAACAGUCCCAGGGAAUUUUGUAAUACUAAGAGCAAACAGAUGUAUAAAAUUAUGUAUUACUGUGUUAACUGUGACACCAUUACCAUUUGUACAAAAUAAAUUAAUUUAAUUUGUCAGAACCUGUUUUGUGGUGUAGAGAGAAAAUUAUGUGACCUGACUGCCAGUCACUGGAUGGAAUACAAGCAACUUUCUCCUCACUGCUCUCACUUAAGGAACUCAAAAAGUGCAGGGCAAGAGAGCAGUGAUCAGCACUAGCAGUUGAUCUAUGCAGUGUGAGACAGAGCAGCUCCCACAGCAGUGCAAUUCUCCCACACCCAUGCCCCUAAAAAUUUGAGGAGAAACACUUGUAAAGCCAUCCACAAGCAGAUUUUGUUGACAGGGGAAGACACGGCAUCGUUCCUAAGCCUGUAUUGGCACUAGGCCACUUCUAGCCCUGCUGGGGCCAGGAGUCGGGGAAUUGCUUUCCUGUCCGUACAGAGCCCUCUCGUGGCCAAAUUCUCUCCUUCCAGCUGGGGAAAGGAGAGACAGCUGGAGCAUUUUGUGGGGUUUUAUGUUCCACGUGCAACAACUACUUUUGAACAGUACUCCACUCUCUUUUCAUUUCUCGUGAAACAUGGCUUCCCCCUAUCUCGCAAAUUGAAAUGUUUUCAUUCCUCAGCAGAAAAAAAAACAAAUCACCUUUUUCAGAGGAAGUACAGGAGUGCACUUUAGACAACUAAAGACUGCUACUCAACAGUAAUUCUGAGCUAUCCUAUCCUUUAUGGUACCAGACAUACACAUUCUCUUUAAGUACUGAAUUAUAAGGACAGUAGCAGUAACAUACUUCUAGCAUGUCAGCAGGUAGUGGGAAGCACUGUUCACUACUAGGAAAAUUCACAGCUUCCAGGUACCUCCAAAAUCGCAGGGUUUGGUCCACAGGCAGCCUUCCUGCCCUGCAUUAGGCUCUCUUGGUCAGGAGUGUUCUGUGCAGUGCUGUGGUGUGCCCCAGUUGCUGCCCUGCAGAGCUGGUACUGUUAACACCAGAGCCUUCCUGCAGGAGGGAGUCAGGGAAGCUUUAAACACCAAGGUUCAUUUCCAACACCUAACAAGGCACAUGGCUCUCAGCAGAUGUGAGUUUCCUACUUUCUGGAAAGUAGAAAACUUCAAAACCAAACAUGAAAUGUCAUUUACACAGUCCUUAGACUAAGAACCUUAGCAGUACUGUCAGAAAGUGAGGCUUAGGCAGGCAGACUGGUAUAGCGACAUGUCUCAGGAAGUUUAAAGAGUUAACUCCUCCAGGUCUCAGGUUACCAGCACAUAGCUUUCCUUGUUUCCAAACACAAAGUGCAAACCGAACCUGAUUCCAACGCACACACAUUAAGGUUUUCCUUUGUGCCACAAAGAAAAAAUGUAAGCACUUAUUUAACUCCACACUAAAGAUUGUCUCAAUCUUCCCAAGUAUAGCCAAACCAUGACUUCAUCCCUCAACAAAUGGUUUUAAGAGUGAUCAGCAAUACUAAGAAAUACAGAAAAAAAAGUGUCUUUAUUAGCAUUGUUACAGGCAAUGCAUACAUAAGAACUGAUCCUUAAAGUGUACAACCCCCCAGCCAAGUUUAAAGCAAUAGAAUCAGCAGAUUGAGAUCUAUAUUGUACACAUGUGCAGUAACAGGAUCUCUCUGAACCUUCCAACAAAACAGACUGAAAUAACUUUACAAAAAAAAGUAAAUAAAAAUAACACCCAUUUUAAAAAAGUACCAGCUC